AUGGGAGUUAUAGAUCAUGAUCCAGAAAAAGGAGAAAAGUCCUUUGGUUACGGACGUCCAGCGACUACCUCAGUUGCUAGGAGUGAAUCACCUUCAGAUGACGACAAGGAGUUGGAGACUUACCACGUUGGAGAAGAUGUCUAUGGGCUGAUCUUUGUGUGUCCUGUAUUCUCGCAGGCUUUCUUUUUUGCAUUUCUCGUGGUCAUGGUCAAGUUUUCGCUGUUUCUUUUUUUACUGGUCGAUCUUUAUCGCCAAAGUCAAGGCGGAGAGGCAUUCUUCGCUCCCAAAGAUACGCUAAUCCGCGCCACAGAAUUCUUGCUGCUUCCCAUUGCGAUCGCUCUUCAAGAGGAUCUCAUAUAUGUUUACAUACGCGUUGCAAACAUUAUCUAUGAUCCCAAAUUGAUGAACGAGUCACCGAGUGCAACGAAAUGCAAAUUUGUUAUGAGCUUUGUUUUGAGGUUGAUGGAUGGACUUUUCAGUUUGACCAUUAACUUUGUUCUGAUUAUGACAACCGAGACUGUUCUUGGAAUUUUCUUGAACUUUGCAGCCUUGCAUUUUUUGCAGGGAAUUGACGAUGUGGCCUUCCAAAUGGCUCAUGAGGGCUUCUUGGGCGAUCGAAUGGAGUAUCGAUGCCAAGAGGUUCAACAAACCAAGAUGAAACGACGUGUUGGUGACGCCUUCACCAACGCUCUGGACUCAGUCCUCUUCCUACUGACUUACUUUUGCAUGCUUGGAGUAUGGACAUAUGUAUAUCUCUUUGAAGAACAGCUACAAAGUGAGCUAUAA
This is a messenger RNA of Cylindrotheca closterium, 786 nucleotides long. Lineage: Eukaryota; Bacillariophyta; Bacillariophyceae; Bacillariales; Bacillariaceae. The record is from the annotation of a GenBank genome assembly.